AUGGGAAACGUCGAGCACGAAGGCCGCCCAGCCGUAUCUGCAAGCAUGAGAGCUGUGAGCAGUAUGUGGUGGAUCAAGGGCUCUGCGUUCGACAUGGAGGUGGUAAGCGAUGUCAAACGUUGGGAUGCACCAGUCGAGCAAAACAUCAAGGACGUUGUUGGAAGCACGGUGGAUCGACAGAGUGCAAGGUUCCACGUUGCAUCAAUCGCGCCAAGUCGCGCGGGUUCUGCUGGUCGCACGGUGGUGGCACAAAGUGCAAGGCCGAAAACUGCGAGAAAAUCGCCAUUUCCAACGGUCUAUGCUGGGCCCACGGAGGAGGUAAGCGGUGCGUGGUGGAAGGAUGUAUGCGCCAGGCUUAUGAGCGCACAGACAAUUUGUGCAACAACCACUACCAGGAGCGGUAGAGAGGCAGGGUGGAAGGUGGAGGUGUGGUCCAUCUUGGACGAUGAGGAAAAGCUGUCGGCCUUAUUAAUGAUUCAGUAA
Peronospora farinosa is the source of this 483-nucleotide messenger RNA. The record is from the annotation of a GenBank genome assembly. Lineage: Eukaryota; Oomycota; Peronosporomycetes; Peronosporales; Peronosporaceae.